Messenger RNA from Daldinia childiae, 1122 nucleotides. RefSeq lists its product as uncharacterized. The coding region runs from base 1 to 1122 and encodes 373 amino acids. The transcript has a single exon. The record is from RefSeq and is a predicted model, not a curated record. Lineage: Eukaryota; Fungi; Ascomycota; Sordariomycetes; Xylariales; Hypoxylaceae.
AUGAGUUCAUCUAAGAUGGCCAAGAAAUGGGAGGGUCGCUUCAAGAUUUUCAGGUUUUUACACAGUAACUGGCAGUAUGCUGUGAUUAACCCCGAAUAUAUAGACACAAGUGACGACAAGAAGGAUGAGGAGGCUUCGUCAUCAGAUUACAUGAAUUUCUCUUUCGACUUCGAGAGCUGUCGGGGUUGGGCUGGUAAUUAUCCUUGCGUCUUCGGACCUACCGAGGGAUGCUCUUGCCAUAACCCACACAAACUACCGAUCGCGUAUAAUAAAUGCGUCCCAUCGGAUAAGAAGCCCCUGGGCCUCGUACGGCGGCUCACUGGGCCGCCUAAGCAAGAUAUGGCGGGAUACGAUAAAGCUCAGGACGGCGAACGAAUAUGGUCUUUAUUACAUCUAGACCACUCCACUGCUGAUCCGCUUGAUCCUAUCCACCCUUCUAUCCGCUAUGCUCUGGCAUACUAUCAUAUCCAUUGGGUUCAGACCGCGACAUCACUCGAGACACAAAGAGAAAGAAUCAAGGCCUUAGCGUGUCACGGAACCGUGGCCGGGGAUGGGAACAAGCGGCCCGAGUUUCGGUAUUGGACCCAACCUUACUGGUACAAGGACUCCUUUUAUAUUCAGCAAGCGAUCCGAUUUACGAUCGAACCGAAGAAACAAAAGUUUUUGUUCGGACACGAGUAUGCCAUACUGGGAUAUUCUCCGAAGGAUUGGACGUUCAGGACUUGUCCGCACUACUGGCAACGCUUUCAACAAUAUGACUUCCAAGAGACGCGAGGACUUAUAAAAGCGGGCACGUCAUAUGUAUCGAAGUGGCGCGACCCUUUAGGAGGCUCCGGUAGCAAAUGGACCAAGUGGCACAGCGUAUAUGGACCUGGCUAUCAUGUUCUCAACUGUCGGUUUUGUUGCACUGAUACCUGCGUGGACAUAGACCUUGUUAAGGGCAAGAUCGUAGUCCAUAUAUGGGUAUGGAAAGAUCUCGGAAAGGCGCUCAACCCAUUUGAUCCGAAAUGGAUCUCGGCCCUUCGCCCCGAGGCAUCCGUUUGGAGCCGGUCGCGGACUGAGGCGGCUGGCAAUAAAGUGAGGAGCGCAGUUCGUGCAGCAAUGGAUGAAGAAUCCGGGUAG